AAGCAGCUGGAAUCACACUGAAGUGACUCUGAACUCUGCAGAUCAUUUCAUUCCUCCUUCUGCUACAGAGCUCAGAUCCCUGAUUUACAGUGCCUUUUGUUUCAAAGAACUAAGCAAGGCAAAUGUUGUAAGGUGGAAUAGCAUAUAUUGGCUAAAAGAGCUUCUUGGAAGAAAGAAUGUGAUACUCAUUUACUUCAAAGGUUACUUUGAACCACCCCAGCUCCAAGAAAAGAAAGCCACUCUGCAACAUGACAUUUGAAGAUUUUGAGAACUACUCUUAUUUCUACGAUCUGUCUGAGGAAGAUGAGUCACCCCAGUCCUCCCUCAGCAUUGCCCAUAUUAUUUCCCUUUUCUUUUACAGUGUGGCAUUUCUGCUGGGAGUGCCAGGUAAUGCCAUUGUCAUCUGGUUUAUGGGCUUUAAGUGGGAUAAAUCUGUUUCCACACUCUGGUUCCUGAAUCUGGCCAUUGCAGAUUUCAUUUUUGUUCUCUUCCUGCCCCUCUAUAUUACAUACGUGGCAAUGGGCUUCCACUGGCCUUUUGGGAAGUGGCUCUGCAAAAUGAACUCAUUCAUUGCACUACUUAAUAUGUUUGCCAGUGUUUUCUUCCUGACAUUCAUCAGCCUUGACCGCUACAUCCGCCUGGUCCACCCCGUCUUUUCCUACAAAUACAGGACUGUAAAGAACACCCUCCUUCUGAGCGGGGUCAUUUGGAUGUCAGCAGCAAUUAUUGGUGGCCCUGCCUUAUACUUUAGAGACACAGCUACAGUUCUCAACAAUGUCACCAUUUGCUACAACAAUUUUCAUGUGCAUGACAAAGAACUUAUUUUGCUGACACAUCACAUUCUCAUUUGGGUGAGGCUUGCAUUUGGUUACCUCUUUCCUUUAGUGACCAUGGUUAUUUGCUACUCACUGCUGAUUGUCAAAGUGAAGAGGAGAACUGUAUUGACUUCUAGCAGGCUUUUCUGGACCAUCACUGCUGUAGUUGUAGCUUUUUUUGUCUGCUGGACGCCAUAUCAUAUAUUCAGCAUUGUGGAGCUGUCUGCUCACCAUGAUGAAAACCUGCAUGACUUACUGCAGGAUGGCAUUCCCCUCUCCACUGGCCUUGGUUUCAUCAACAGUUGCCUCAACCCAAUCCUCUACGUUCUGAUUAGCAAAAAGUUCCAAGCCCAGGUGAAGAGCACGGUGUCUGAGGUGCUGAAGCUGGCCCUGUGGGAGGUGAGCCGCUCGGGCACGGUCAGCGAGCAGCUCUGGAGCUCAGACAACGCGCCCGUGCACUGCUGUGAAACUGCCCACUGACUGCUCCAAGGGAGCUGACUGGAGAUUUGCAGGUCUUCUUGCCUUCACAUCUGCCAGUCAGAUGUGUAUCUUUGCAUAGACAGUUUUCUGUAAACAGCUGGCUUAAUUGCACUUGCUGCUUUAAUGGAAAGGUUUUUUAAGGGAUACGUGGUUUGGAUGUGUGCCCUUGCAAUGCACAUACAGCCUGAACUGAAAGUUAUCAGCAUAGGUGGAAUUACUCUAAAUGGGCUUUUUGCUGUGGGCUGUUGUUGUGAUCCUGUUGGUUUGCUGUGGUUCCAUACCUCAGUGAUAUCAAAAGAACACAUAAUAAAAAUAUCCCUCCUUGCCAUUGCUGAUACAACUCUUAAUGGAGGCAUUCUCAUGGAAGAGGCUGUGGCUGUACAUCUCUGGGUCAUGAGUCUCCUGAUUGCCUGCUACUGCCCCAAGGAGGAAUCCCCUGGCUACAUCCCACCUAAAUGAAGCUAUCAGUGGCUCCACUCUGCACCUGGAGAAGAAUCCCAAGAUGGAGAACCCUGAAUUGCUGCCUUCUAUUGUCAAAAAAGAAAAAUAUGGAAAUAAAACCUGUCUUCUUCAGUGCUCUUUAACUUAUACUCAAAACUAAGAAAGGAGACCCUGUGUUUGGGUCACUUUACUGUAUAUUGAGCACCAGCUGGGUGCAAAAUACUGAGCUGAUGUUUCAUAUAGGUAUUAGGCUUAUUUGAAAUGUGCAAAGCAUUAGUGAAAAUAUUUCCUACAGGUUCUGUGCAACACUUCUUCUUCUAUGUUUAAAUCUACAUAGGUUUACAACUACUGAUUCUUCUUUAUUGCUCUUUCAAGCAAAGGUAAAGAAAUAAUAUAACAUUUUGUUUGGUUAGGGUUAGGGUUUUGAAAACCACAAAGCCCAGGGUUCCAGGCACACUGCAGCUGCAAAGGGCAUCCCAAGGGGAACACAAAACUGCCACAACAUGCCUUCCUUCACAGCUUUUUCCCGCAACCAUCCCUUAAUGUCAAGCUUAAAAAAAGGGUGGAGUGAAUUCAUCAGUAUUCUUUUACAAGUCUAUUGCCAAAUUCAGACUUCUUUUCUAAAUAAGAGGCAAGACAGUUCAUCCAGGAAAUGGAGUCCACUCCCAUAAGAAAGAUGAAGUCCCAGUUAUGCUGUAUUCUGUUCCAAUGUGUUGGUUGCUGCAGAGUCACACAUGCACCAAUGCAAAUAUAUAUAUGCUAUGUGGAGUGAACCAAUUUCUGAUGCAAUACCACUUAAUUAAACAGUUGAAUGUGGGACAAAACUCCACUGAAAGCAAAAGCAUAGAGCUUUGGAUAAAUUUGAACUGUUUUUUGCUAGUUAUUGGCCUAGGCAUAUAGAAUAAAACUACCUUUCAGAUAAUUUACCUAGUUUAUAUGGCCUGCCAAUGCAGUAGCAUUUAUGCUAUAAUUGAGGCCUUAUAUGUAAAUAGAUUUGCUUUUGUAUAAAAAAUAUAUAUAUGCAUGAGCACAUCCAAUAUUUGUAGCUGCACAAAUAGAAACAGCCUGACUGUGGUCUGUAACUAUUUCUUUGGGCUCUGGUUCCAGAGUCUGAGAGUCAGGCAGGAUCAGUGGAAUUUCAGUGUAUUCCCCUUUGGGUUGAAAAGCUGGUAAGCAGCAUUCUUCCUUUGAGUCAUUUGCUGCCUGGUACAUAGUUGCUCAUCAUAAUAUUUUGGCACCGUGCUGCUGUAUGUGCCUAAAUCAAACAUUUUGCAGUUUUUCUUCACAUGUUCCCUGACAUCUUUCUAAGAAUGAUGUACUCUCCUGGCUGUGGUCCAAGUGAAG
Messenger RNA from Pyrgilauda ruficollis (rufous-necked snowfinch), 3080 nucleotides. RefSeq names its product chemerin chemokine-like receptor 2 (gene CMKLR2). Gene Ontology annotation, molecular function: complement receptor activity; G protein-coupled receptor activity. The transcript is spliced from 3 exons. Bases 249 to 1295 code for a protein of 348 amino acids. Gene Ontology annotation, biological process: complement receptor mediated signaling pathway; phospholipase C-activating G protein-coupled receptor signaling pathway; inflammatory response. NCBI's taxonomy places the organism in Eukaryota, Metazoa, Chordata, Aves, Passeriformes, Passeridae. The record is from RefSeq and is a predicted model, not a curated record. Gene Ontology annotation, cellular component: plasma membrane.